Messenger RNA from Cladocopium goreaui, 3768 nucleotides. The record is from the annotation of a GenBank genome assembly. Lineage: Eukaryota; Dinophyceae; Suessiales; Symbiodiniaceae.
AUGGGCGGAUAUCAUGGUGCCACGUUGAAACAUGUCAGGAGGCUGAUGUGCCUUCUCCCCCGCGAGUGCCGUUCGGGAGCUCAGCUCCAGAGGUUAGCUGCUGAUGAACUUCCUGGGGAGUCGCGAGCCAGUGCAGCUGAGGCGCCGCAGCCCUCCCAAACGGAGGCUCAAAGCGAGGGAGUGAUGCAACCUUUGCAAGAAGCUGCACAAGAGUCUGCCGCCGAGGCUGUCUGCCGCUGGUCGUUGUGGAUGGGUGAGCCCGCCUUAUGUGACCGCAUUGUCGCUUCGAGUGGCUGGCAAGUGAGCAAACAGCUUGGUCGAGGGCAAUAUGGCACAGCAUAUUUGGUUUGUUGGAACGAAGAGAAAUGUGGUGAAGAACGGAAAGGUCAACAUCCAAAUGGAGAUCAGGCGGUGGCCAAAGUGGUGGGCUUGGAAUAUCUUCCGGAGAAGGAGCAUAACUUGGCCUUCCAGGAGGUUGAGCUCAUGCGAGCCUUGAGACAUCCACAUAUUGUGGCCCUGCGGGAUCAUUUCCUCACUGAAGCCAGCCUUGAGCUGAUCAUAGUCAUGGAAUACUGCAAUAGUGGUGAUUUGAGGGGUGAGGUGAAACGUCGCACUCAGGCGGCAGACCUCAUUCCCGAGCCUCAGAUCAUGACCUGGUUUGUACAGAUGACCUUGGCUUUGAAUUACAUGCAUCAAAGGCAUAUCCUGCACCGAGACUUGAAGAGCUCCAAUGUGUUUUUAACCACCAGCCCUAGAGGCGAUGGGGAGUUUGAUGUCCGCAUCGGUGACUUUGGCAUCUCCCGUGUUUUGGAGGGCACCAUCGAUGUGGCUGCGACAGUUGUGGGUACUCCAUACUAUAUGUCUCCUGAGGUUUGCAAAGCAGAACCCUAUGGAUACAAGAGUGACAUUUGGGCGCUGGGAUGUGUUCUCUAUGAGAUGUGCAUGUUGAAGCACGCCUUUGAGGGACAAUCAUUGCUUGGCCUUGUGUACAAGAUUGUGAGUGAGACCUACGAACCCAUUCCUCCACAGUACAGUGCAGACCUGCGGACCUUGAUUGAUGACAUUCUUGAGAAAUCCUCCUCCAAAAGGCCAAGUGGGCUAGAGUUGAUCUCUCGAGCCUAUGUCAAACGCUUCGAUGUCCUUGGGCAAGCGGAAAAAGAUGCCAAAGAACUCCGACAUGUCAAGGGGAUCGAACCCCUGGACUCCAAACCAGAGCCUGUGUCCACCCCGCCAAGAGCACAGGUGCCCACACACAGCCCUGGACCAAAGGUCGAAAAGGUGGUUGAAGCAACUCCUCAACCAGCCGAGGACCCUCCGGUGAGGCGCGAGUGGCGCGCUCCGCCUUUUGUUUCAAAACCAGCUCCUCAGCAUUCCCUGCCAGAACAUGAGCUGUGUGCACGUGUAUUGCUGAGCCGCGUCCGUCGUGGUUUGCAAGCAAGGCGGCAGAACUGGCUUCAAGUCUUUGUCAGCUACGCGAGCUUUGAUCACAAAGGUGACGGUCAGCUCAACGAAGCCGAGUUCGAACGGGCGGUGAUUUCUAUGGCCUUGGGCUUAAGCGAUCAGGAGAUCCGGGAGGUUCGGAUCUUCCUGCAGGGCACCCAAAGUCAUGUGCCUGUGGACAUGUUUGGAGAUGCUCUCCAUCGCGUUUUUCCUGAAGUUCAACAAUUGGAGGAUUGGGCCAAGAAUUUGCUCGGAGAGCUGGCCCAGAAAGCUUCACAGGUGGAGGAUGCCAACAGCCGGGAUGUUUUCCCUGGUGCACAAGUGCGAGUUCAUAGUUUGCAAAGUGCCCUUGGUGCCAAACUGAAUGGCUGUGAAGGCGUAGUAGAGAGCUGGAAUGCCGCCACCUGCCGUUGGCAAGUGCGCAUCAGUGGUGUGGGAGUCAAGGCGAUUCGUGAUGAGAACCUGGAGCCUUUGAAUCCAGGGAUGAAAGGUCCUGACUCCAACAGCACCUCUGAGACCAUCUCCAUCUAUCGACUGUUGUGCCAGGAUGGUGUGACAGCAGUGCACGAGACCGACUUCCAAGCUGUAGUGCAACGCUUGCUUCCUCAAAGCCAGGAGCAAAUGAAGAAGCUUUUGUGGUUGUUACCCAAGUGCCCUGAUGGCAAGGUGGAUGUCCCCGAGGCGCUAGCUCAGCUGGAGAGGGGCUUUGAUCAGACGUUGCAUGCUGGAAAUCAGACUCCACUGGGAGGUUUUAACACCAAAACCCCUGCGGUGCCAAAGCUGAUGCCAACCCUGAACCCUGGGCCUCCCAUGGGGGGAAAGUACCGGCAUGGACUUGCACCAACUCCAUCACCGGUGGCGGCACAAGCGCGGCAAGGCCCUGCAGGGCAUCAUGCCCGGGGUGAAGCAGUGCUGUUGAGAUUGUCGCAGCGUUUGCUUGGAAAACCAAGAUCUCCUGGUCCUGGGGUUGAGGUGUUCAGGCUCUUUGCGAGAAAUCCAGAUGUGGUCACCCUGGAAGAAGUGAUGGAAGCUGUGAGUGUACUGCCCUUGGGCAUUUCACGUGCAGAGGUGCAAUCCGUCUUUGCCCAGGUCAGGGGUUGUGGCACUGGCACCUUGCCUUUAUCACAGUUGACCACUGCUGCUGAAGCGGCCUGCAAUGCUGGAGUGCCACUGGAGGCAGCAGGGCAAAUCGAUGCCAAGCGGCUAGGCCCUGCAUUGCAGCGUUUGGGUGCCAGGGCAUCGCAGCAGGAGUUCAGGGUGGCAUUGAUGCAGGCUGAACCUUACAUGACCCACAAUCAGAUGGAGUGGUUGUCCGAGCUCACUGACAAGGAUUGUGAAGGUCGUCUUCUACCUCCAAGCCUUCUUCCACGACUUGGCAUUGGGCCCAGUGGCAGGGCAGAACCUUUGUCAUGGAACACAGUGCCACCAAGACCGCCUGCGGCCAAAGGCAUUCGCUCUGUGGCGCAUAGUUUGCCACAGGUUCUGGUACUUGCGACCUUGUUGUAUCGCAUUCGACAGAGGCUGUUUGUGGGCAGCCAACUUACCCUAGGCUCCCUCCUGGGCUUAUUUGAUGUUGCUGAUGGUUCCAACCGGCAACUGGCUGAGUCAGCUGUCAUCAACCGGGAUUUGCUAGGCAGUUUGCUGGGGCACUUGAGACUUUCCAUCUCUGUGGCAGAAGCAGAUGAACUGCUUGCAGCCAUAGCCGCCACCGGUGGGAAGCGCUCAGGUGACUCUGGUUGUGUUCAAGUUGCGUUGCUCUAUGACAUGGUGGACCGUGCAGGUCAGCCCGAGAUGGAAACCAUGGUGUUGGAAUUGCGGUAUGCAGUGCGACAACGCCUUUGGAGUAAAGCCUCUUGCUUCACUUCGGUGGCGGGUUCAGCUGAGCUGCUUUCAGAGCCAGACUUUCGGCGUGCUUUGAAAGCGGCCAUGGCCGAGUCUUGGGCAAUGCCUGGAUCACUUCCAGAAGAUGAUGAGGAUCGGGUGGUUUUACUCGCUGAGAAGGAUGCAGAAGGCCGAGUACUUUGGCGCACCUUUGUUCAGGCCUUCUGCGGAGGAAUCGAGUUGGAUCAGAUGAGUGAAAUCACUGAAGAACCCCCAGCAAGUCCAACCAAAGGCAAGAGUCGCACUCCUGGAGGUCUUCAAGUUGGUACUGCUAGUGUGAAUGGAGUCAAUGCUGGGAUGUCAGCGCAAAGUUGGCGCUCACAAAAAGCAGCCCAAAAGAUGGAAGGUCGAUCAGUGGUUUCCAGCAAAGGUCAAGCAGAUACGCCUUUAUCGCCUCAGAGCCGACCGAAGCGUGGUUUUUGUUGCUUCCGGCGGCGAAGCUUGUAG